GCAACCUCGGACACCCUUUGCUUCUCGAGCACGCCGCACCGGAUGAUUCAAGGCAGCUGCGCUGCUACUCAGCAAUGAGCACGACCAAACCCUUCAAUUGCGAUAGCUGUUCCGAGACAUUCACAAGAUGUGAGAAUCUGAAACGGCACAAGCGGACUAGACAUGGCGAAUCUGCGCGAAUAUCAUUCGAAUGUUCUCAUUGCCAUGCCAAGUUCAUUCGCAGAGAUAUUUGCAAGCGGCACUCGAAUAGAUGUCAAGAAAAAAGGUUAGAACGACGACGUACAUCUUUGAGAUCCAAUGCGACAGCCGCUUUCGUACGCGACACUGCACACCUACCGCAGAAUGAAGUUUUUCAGGAUACGUCCCCUGCCGUGGAGUUUCCACUCGCGCCGAGCAGUGCAGAGAGUCCCAACCGCAAAAGACAAAGACAGCCACAGUCGCCCAUUAUUGAUCCGUCCUUCGCAGAAGAUAUUGAUGUAGGCAGCAUCGACUCUAUAUGGCCAGGGGAUUUUGGAGAUGAAUCACAGGGGGCCGAACGCACCGAUGCUCCAGUGUCUUCUGGAUUGACUGACUCUAGUGACUCCAUAGAGCUUUUCGUAGCGUCAUAUUUCGAGCAUUUCCAUCCUUCAUUACCAAUAAUCCAUCGAGGCACAUUUCAGGCAUCUACAGUAUCGAAACCACUGCUCAAUAUUGUCAUCAUCAUUGGGAGUUUAUACUCUGUUGCCGGGUUUCGCCAUGAUAUAGCCGCUGGCAUGACCGAAUCGAGUCGUAGACUCUGGGCGCAAGGCGUGCAGGAGCUUGAUCGUCUUAGAUGCUCGGAUUGGAGAGAGCUGCGAAAAACAUGGGUGAUGCAGGCAUGGCUCUUGCACAUCGUUGUUGGAGCAUACGUGGGCGACUCUACACAAUACAAUGGAGCAAGACGGCUGCUACGAUACUUGGUCGAUACUGUUCGGGACUUGGGGUUGCUGAACCAAGCGGUUGUUGGCACUAUGAUGCCAGCCACGAAUCAUGGGGUAGUGGCAGCAUCUGACGCAGACGACAUGCAGCCACUCGAGCAGACAUGGAUGUCGUACGUCCAGGAGGAGAGUCUCAAGAUUUCUCUUCAAACUCUGCUGUUCCUGGAUCACCACAUCUUCUCCUCUUGUAACAUGCGCCCGCUCCUAAGCUCAGUUGAAUUCGUGUGGGAGUUACCCCUGUCCAGCGCGCUUUGGGAGGCAGAAGAUGCUAUGGUCUGGAGGCUGAAACUGAUGGAGCAGCACGGCGACGCCACCGCGCUGGGCGAUGUGUUGGAAUGGCCCAUCCCUCUCGGUCGGGGAUUAUACACAACGGCGUCUCAGGCUACGCAAUCCCUCAUGUCUGAGUCACCAUGUCCGCAGCUGCUAAACACGCUCUUGGCCUCGCCGAUGGCCACCCUCGCUGUGCUGACGAACCUGGACUCGCUUGUCAGGGACUUUACGCGUUGCUACUAUCAAUUACCACCUAGUCCAUCCGAUCCAUCAGCAUACCAUAUCUUGACACAAAGUCAGAACAGGCGCGUCGUUGCCGCCCUCAAGGUCCUAUCGAAGCUAAUAUGGACCAAACUUUCUUCUGAGGUCCAACCCUCCCACGAGUCACUUUGGCGAACAUGCGACAUGAUAGGGCGGUCCAUCAAGCUUAGCCUCUGCAAACCCGAUGAUUUGCUGGUUGGCGGCAUCGUCGAGAGCAGCAUCACAGCCGCCUUGAUGACUGCAACACAACUAACUCUGGGGAGCUACGUCGCAGUCCGACGGGCUACUCAGUCACUUCUUACAUUACACGGUGCCGACGAGGGAACACUCUCCAUCACCGACGACUUGACUGCCGCCUUGGCCAAAAUUGCUGGCGCUAGCCCAUCGCUGGCUCAUUGCGAGGGCCCAUGGAUGACCGCCAUUUGUUACCGGAUCCUCCUGCUCAUCUGGAAGACGUUGCGCUGGGCCAUCGCCGAAAUUCGCGAGAAGCUCAACGUGCAAAUGGCUUGCCUAGGCACGACGGAUGAGUUACCACGCUCGUUUGGAGCCUGCUCCCUUAUCUUGAAUUCACUCAUGGAGACGAUCUUGCUGCACACUUCCGAAUUUACUGGCACUGCAGAUAAGUGCAACCGGUUAUGGGCCGCAGAUGCACAGAGUCUGUCCACUCUACUAGAUGACAGCGAGGCGGAUCUUGUCAACCUCAUUAUACAUAUAUGCAAGGCCCGGCCCGUAUGGACUAUUGGGCCGGCCAUGGCAAGAGUGGCAGACGAGAUUUUGCCUACGAUUACAUCGACUACCGCGCAGGAAUCUCUGCAUAUAGUUUAGCUAUACAUUGACAAGUACUAUUAGCCUGAAUCUGUGGAAUCUAUAGUUUGGUUUGUGUCACGAGGGCUUCUCGGAGGCUCAAGUGCGGGGUUGCUGCGUCCCGCUUUCCUAAACUAGCAGCCAUUACAACAGCAUACGCAGGUAGGCCAUUGACGUUGUACUGUACAGUUGAAAGUGUGCUAUGCUUAGUGAAUGAAGAUUGCAUGUUAUCGUGGC
Molecule: messenger RNA, 2528 nt
Organism: Cucurbitaria berberidis CBS 394.84
Lineage: Eukaryota; Fungi; Ascomycota; Dothideomycetes; Pleosporales; Cucurbitariaceae
Exons: 7
Coding region: 75-2312 (745 amino acids)
Biological process (GO): regulation of transcription by RNA polymerase II; DNA-templated transcription
Cellular component (GO): chromatin
Molecular function (GO): RNA polymerase II cis-regulatory region sequence-specific DNA binding; zinc ion binding; DNA-binding transcription factor activity, RNA polymerase II-specific
Source: RefSeq, a predicted model, not a curated record